UAAGCUCUUUGACUGACAGCAGAGUGCCAAAAGGCGCAGACGAAUUCCGAUUGGCCAGAGCGAAUUUUACAAUCUCCUCUUGUUUCUAAGCUGAGCGCAGGCAGAGCGCUUUUCCUCCGCAAACACUGGCCGAGAGUAUAACACGCAACAGAGGUGCUCGGAGGGGCUGAAAGCUACGAGUUCACCCAAACAAGAUCGAUCUGCACAGUACGGCUUUGUUUCGUAUUUGUUUACUGUAAUAACUUUGAGUUUGUAGUUGAAGUGACGCUCGAAUCGUCCGUGCGUGCGAGCCGUACCUACCGAGCUGCUUUUAUUGUGCUGUGGCCAAAAAGAAAGCAUGACUUCUGCUCCUGUGUCGCUGUUGAGAAUGAUCCGUCUGGCGGUGACAGUGGCGCUCAUAUCGUCGUGUAGUGCGUCAGAGUACGAGUACCUCAGCUGGAAGUCGGACAUGUACAACGGCGGACGAAGCUACGGCAAGCCUCCCCAGUGCGUUGACAUCCCGGAGGACUUGCGGCUCUGUCACAACGUAGGCUAUAACCAGAUGCUGUUGCCCAACCUAUUGGAGCACGAAACCAUGGCCGAGGUGAAGCAGCAGGCCAGCAGCUGGGUGCCACUGGUGCACAAGAACUGCCACCCAGGCACGCAGGUCUUCCUCUGCUCGCUGUUUGCGCCCGUGUGCCUGGAGAGGCCCAUCUAUCCGUGCCGCUGGCUGUGCGAGGCCGUGCGGGACGGCUGCACCCCCAUCAUGGAGUCGUUUGGCUUCCCCUGGCCGGAGAUGCUCACCUGCGACAAGUUUCCCCAAGAUGAUGUGUGCAUCGCCAUGCCGCAGCCUAACGCCACCGAGGCCACCCAGCCGACAGGUUACUCUCCCAUCUGCCCACCAUGUGACAAUGAAAUGAAAACAGAUGCCAUGCUGGAGCACAUGUGUGCCAGCGAGUUCGCUUUCAAAACCAAGAUCAAGGAGGUGACACGGGAAAACAUGGACCGGAAGGUGAUCUUGCAGAAGAGGAAGAAGAUGUUGAAAGCGGGAAACCUGAAGAAGAAGGACAUGAAAACACUGGUGCUGUACUUAAAAAACGGCGCGGACUGCCCCUGCCAGCAGCUUGAUAACUUGGGCAACCAGUAUCUAAUCAUGGGCCGCAAGGUGGAUCAGCAGUACCUCCUCACGGGCAUACACAAGUGGGACAAGUCCAGCAAAGAGUUCAAACAGGCCAUCAAGAAACUCAAAACAUACAAAUGUUCCUCAUUUGACAAUGUCUUCUAAUGAUAAGCCCUCCACCUCCACAACACGCACACACACACACACACACACACACACACACACACACACACACACGCAUAUAUGCACAUGCACACACAUUCUUUGGUCCCAUUGCAUCCUACAUAUGACUUAGACAGGUGAUCAAAUCCAAAAGGGUCACUCCUGUUUUCCUGUUUAUAUAAAUAUAUAUAGCUUUGUAUUUUAAAAAUAUACAUGUCCAUUUUUUAUUUUUAGCUUAAUGAGGUGAGUGACAAUACUACAAAGGAAGGGUUCGGAUCGCUUUUCUUUUUCUGCUUCAGAAAAGAACAAUAUAAUUCCCCCUGAAACCAAGUUGAUUUAACAUGAGAUACUCCGUUACACUCCUACAUUCACAGGUCUGUGGAUUCUUUCGAUGAUUGUUUUGGUUGUUAUUAGGGUUGUCAGCAUUAACUGCUUCAUCGCGAUCAAUUAAGGUCUGAAAUAAAUGCAUUCUUUUUUUUAUCCCGAUUAAUCUCAAGCUAUUUUGUCCCUUUAGGCUCCCUGUAGAUUAGCCUCCUCAGUGUCUCCCUGUAGUCUCAGAGAUGUAAAAGCACACUGCUGCAUCAUUGAAUGUCUCAUUUCACUUUAACAAACUCUCAGACAGCUCAGCUGACGAGUCCAAAGUAAUAUCCACCUUAUGACAUCACACAUUGACCUUUGUAACCGUUCCUUUGAGCUGUUUGACGUCAGUUUGGGAUCCGUAACCAUGUCCUCUUUCCUGUGCUUAAGUUAAUGUUGUAACCUCCCAUCUACCUGAAGGUUCUUUAUUUCAAAAUAAAAGCAUACAUAUUAUGUAAAAUCCACUUCACCAUGUUGUUCUAGCACCAAUAUGCAUCUCUACUCUGUCUACAAACCCUCCAAUGAUGAGAAAAGUCCACCAUCUCCGUCUUUAGAGUGCUCCACUUUUCAGAAAAUGUGUGCUCAAACAGGCCGUUUGGAGAUUUUCCCUUCAUGACAUCACAAAGGGCAGUAACCCCUCCCCCAGGUGGGUGACACUCCCACAGCUAGGUGUUUGUUCUGCCCUCUGAGUCUGCCUUCUCACUUUAAACAAUAGGACAUGGAGCGAGAAAGCACAGAGCCACACAAGCCCUUCCAGAGAGGGGGCGUGGUCAGACACAGCUCAUUUACAUAUUUAAAGGUACAGACACAGAAACAGCCUGUUCUGAGCAGGGCUGAAAUAGAGGGGUUUAUAGACAUGAUCGAAUACAGGAUCAGAGUGGAUUUAGAACAAGAAACUUCACACACAUGCUUUGAGGAGCUCUGAGACUUAUUUAAACUGGUUGAAGAGAAGGAGAACAUGUGACCUUUAAGGCAGUAGGAAAAUCAAAAUAAAAGCCUGACAAUUUUUAUUUUAAAAUGCAAAAUAAUGGAAUUCCAAAUGAGCGAUUAAAAUGUGACUAAUAGUGAUGAAGUAUUGAAAUUUAGUGAUUAAUCAAAAUUAAAAUUUGUAAUCCUUUGACAGCCCUCGUUGUUUUGUACAAAGGAGUAUAAGGGCCACAUUCAGGGGAAUUUAUUUUUGAGAAUUCUUGAUUAAAGUCAUAAAGUUAUGAGAAAAAAGUCAUAAGAUAAGACAGUCAAAAAUGUAUGAGAUUAAAAUCGUAAAAAUUACGAACAUCAAAGUUGUUAUUUUAGUCUAUAGUUCUAUCAGAAGAGCAGGAGCAAAUGAGGAACAUGGAGCAUCUUGUGAAGUUACACUUGAGUAAAGGUUUCAUAAAUAAGGAUGCUUCCUUGUGUAGUUUGUAACACAGCCUGACUGAGUAUUUACUCUCUGUGGAAUGAGCUGCUUUAAGGUCCCUAAAUAUCCCAUUAGUUGUGUUGGGGCUUUAUGUGUGCUGAUAUGAAACUACACACUUUUGGCACAUCAGCGUCACAUCGUUGUGAGAAUCAGGACCCUGAAAAGAUACUGCAGGAAACUUUUCUGGAGAAAGAACCACACUGACCUGGAGGAAAUCGUCUCUUUUGUGUCUGAGAAAAUGUCUGUGAGGGUUCUCAUUUCAUAAUUUUCGCGCAGCAGCAUGGCUGCUCUUCUGAUACAACCUUUCAGAAUAAGAAUUUUAACCAUAGCCUGAUUCGAGUUAUGAUUUUAAUAUAAUACAUUCACGACUAUACUCAAAAUGUUAGAUGUUUUUUUCUUUAACAAGGCCCUAUCACUCCGUCGUAGUUUUGUGUAAUAUACUUUAUUUUUACUUACAGAGAGACAAAAAAUUAUACCACUUUCCCCCAAUACCCACAUACUCUGUGCGCGACGUGGUCUGUCAGCGCCACGGUUUUGCUCCGUACGACACUGCCCUGCCCCUAUUUCUGGAACGUGAGCGCUCAGCUGUGAUCAGCUGUACACACAUCACAGGAGAACUCCAAGAUCACGUGGGAAUAAAGAGAAAAACGUGCAAACAACAUGUUGCUUUGUCUUUCUGAGGAUGAUUGUUGUUUGUUCGGAUCCUGUUUUAACGUAAUGUUGAUAAAGUGAUGAAAAAAACGAUCGCUAAUCCGUAUAUCGUGUUUUAUUUUGAAAUUGACGGGCUGCUCUGUGCGUUUCCUUGUCUGACUUCCUGUCCGGGCUGUCAUAUUCUGUCCAUCUUGACGCGUGCCUGCAGCGCACUCCAUUGAAUAUAGACUCGCAGCAUGUUUGAAACAAGGCAGAGCGUAGUAGCGUUGGUCACACGCUCCGGAGACAGAGCAUGGCGCCCCCUGUGGAAACACAAUGAUUGACUAGAGUGGCAGCGAACUACGCCAUAGUGCAUGUCGCUGACAGACCGCGGCGCGCAUGGAGUAUGUGGAAAUUAGGGGUUUCCGUUCUUCAGGGCAAAUAUCAAACUAAAGCCAGCAGGGAGUUAUCUGAGAAAAGACUGGAGAAAGAAAGAAACAGUGAUGUGGUACAGUCCAAUAAUACAAACCUCAAAGUGUCCAUCAAUCACAUUUAUUCAUGUAUAUAUUUGACAAAUUCAGUAUAAUGUUUAUUGAUUGUUUAAAAAAACUUCUUUAGAGUUGGACUUUUAAAACCAAACUGAAAACACAAGUUAAACACAAGGAUGAGAAAGUGUCCUGAGUGCUCGAAUCAGCUGCUUGUGCUGUCAAAGUUCACACUGAGCAGACCAAUCAUUUUACAAAAUUUCCUUUUCAUUUAUUCAAUUUGUUUCAUCACAUUCCACUUUGUUACUUGAAAAGUCUGAAGGUGAUCAUAACUAACUGUCUAUAUGAUGUAGAUAAAAUGUCGACCUGUGUGUAUUUUCAGCUGAUAAUCAUACCACUAUUCUGUUUUUGUGUGUCGAGCUUACCUGCGGUUAUCAUCAGUAUUCAUUGGUGAUGUGAAACACCUUGAAGUCAUACAUGUUGACCAUGCAAAAGAAAUCAAAGCGCAAACAUCGCCAACUCACUCUUCUGUUGUAUUUUUGCUUGUUGGUCUGUUUUAGCACUCUCUUGUUUCACAUUUGAAUGUCCCUGGCACAUUGCCAUGAUUUACGUGUACAUACAAAUUUUACAUUAAAAGAUGGUAACACUGA
Messenger RNA from Labrus mixtus (cuckoo wrasse), 4779 nucleotides. RefSeq names its product secreted frizzled-related protein 1a (gene sfrp1a). Lineage: Eukaryota; Metazoa; Chordata; Actinopteri; Labriformes; Labridae. Gene Ontology annotation, molecular function: Wnt-protein binding. The coding region runs from base 338 to 1264 and encodes 308 amino acids. Gene Ontology annotation, biological process: non-canonical Wnt signaling pathway; canonical Wnt signaling pathway; negative regulation of canonical Wnt signaling pathway. The record is from RefSeq and is a predicted model, not a curated record. The transcript has 3 exons.